AUGCCGUGGCUUCUGAGCAAGAAGCGACGGCAGUCGCCCUCCAGCAGCCCCAGUGGGCAGCCCUGGGCUGCCACCAGCUCCAGCAGCGCCUCCCAGCUCCGGGAGCAGGGGCUGGGCAGGCUGCACCGCGCGGCCGCCCGCGGUGACCUGGGCUGGCUGAGGCGCUGGCGCUGGUACGUCAAGGUAGUCGGCAUCGACAGGCCAGACCAGGAGAUGCGGACACCUCUACAUCUGGCUUCAGCCAAUGGCCAUGCAGAUGUCGUCAGAUAUCUGCUAAGAAAGAACAGCCAGCCCAACCUCACUGACAACUUCAAGAGAACAGCCCUGAUGAAGGCAGUCCAGCAGGAGCAGGAAGAAUGUGUUGCUGUUCUGCUGGAACACGGUGCCGACCCCAAUCUGGCAGACGCUGACGGCAACACUGCCCUUCACCUGGCUGUGCUCUCUAAAAACACAGCUGUAGCAGGGCUGUUACUGGAGCAUCAUGCCAACAGUGAUGCUCAGAACCAGUGGGGAUUUACCCCCUUGAAACUUGCAGCCUUGCAACAGCACGAGGAGAUUCUGGAGUGCCUUGUGAACAAAGCAGCUGACAGGCCUGCUCAAGGCCAGGGGGAAAGGAGUGCUCUUGUGGUUCCUGGAAGCCAUGGGGCUCACCUGGAGGAAGAUAAUCUGCGCUUGCAGGAGGAGCUGGACAGGGCUGACGCGGAGCUGCAGGAGGAGGAAGAAAAGCAUCUUCAGUCUGAGCAUUGUGUUCCUGACUUGAAGACUGCCUUGGAUGCCAAGAAAAGAGAGGCAAUAACUUCCUCCCAGGAACUGCAGGACCUCCUGGAAGAAGACGCGCAAGACUUUGCAAGUGAGAACAGCGGAUUGGAAGGCACUGUCCAGCAGCCAAGCGAGAGCGUUGAAGCCCUUCCGAGAGCCCUGCAAGCCUCUGCCUCAGGUGGUGAACUUUCCCAGCAGCUGGACAUGGAGCCUGGAACAGGCAUGCAGCUCGAGGCCCUAAACCAGGCUUUGCAAGAAGAGCUGUCCACUCUGCUUGGGAAGUGUGAAACACUGGAGAAGAGCAAAUGUCAGCUGCAAGAAGAGGUGACAAAACUCCACCACCAUUUGGAGACUUUGGUGCUGGAUGGCAGCCAAAGAGAACAGUGUACAGGAGAGGUGGCAGAAGGAGCUGACCAGGAAAGAAGUCCAAAGCUACAAGAGGUCAGCCUCGUUUUGCAGGUAAGUGAAUUUCUCCCCAGUGUCCACAGGCUCUUCAUUAGGAGCUUUGAAGCAGAGUGCUCAUUUGGGCUUCUUUCCCACUGCAAAGAAUUGUUUGCCCUGGUAGCUCCUGGGUUGUGCCUUGAUUGCUGCUGGGAGUGA
Messenger RNA from Pseudopipra pipra, 1359 nucleotides. RefSeq names its product ankyrin repeat domain-containing protein 26-like. NCBI's taxonomy places the organism in Eukaryota, Metazoa, Chordata, Aves, Passeriformes, Pipridae. Gene Ontology annotation, molecular function: protein binding. The coding region runs from base 1 to 1359 and encodes 452 amino acids. The transcript is spliced from 8 exons. The record is from RefSeq and is a predicted model, not a curated record.